Molecule: messenger RNA, 228 nt
Organism: Nannizzia gypsea CBS 118893
Lineage: Eukaryota; Fungi; Ascomycota; Eurotiomycetes; Onygenales; Arthrodermataceae
Exons: 2
Coding region: 1-228 (75 amino acids)
Source: RefSeq, a predicted model, not a curated record
AUGCAGUGCAAUAUCAACAGAAGGGAUACGCGCACCGACACCGUCAAGCAGGCAUCUGCAGCUGGCCUCCGACCAAAGGCUGAUUUUUUCCUCACCCUUAGAAGUGAGCAGAUCCGAGCAACCUUGGAGCGUGACCAGACGCUGUCUACAUUUUCAUCCGCUGGAGGCAGUCUUUGCAAAUGCAUGCCGCCCGUGUAUCGGGCAAUGGAAGCGAACCGACUGCACUAA